CUAGCUCAAAGCUGUCGCGACGUCGUUUUCUGUUUUCGUUAGAAGCAAUCAACACACCGAGCCAGCGCAACAACACGACAUUGUCAUCCCUCGCCACCAUGUCGCUUUUCGGCGGCGGUUUUGGGAAUAAUAACCCUGCAUCGAGUGCCCCUUCGUCCUCUGGUGCGCCCGCGUUCAAGCCCUUGUUUGGGGGGAACACAACGACAACAACGUCCUCCGGUUCGACACCCAGCUUGUUCUCCAAUCUAGGAGGUGCUCAGGCUGCCGGCGAAGCAUCGAAACCGGCUGCUAGCUUGUUUGGCGGCGCUUCAGGGACGACUCCAGCUGCUACCACAAAACCUGGUGGGUUGUUUUCUAACUUGGGUGGUACGCCUGCCAGUACUUCACAAGGAACCUCGCAACCACCAGCAUCCGGUGGACUGGGUGGUGGUAGCUUGUUUGGCGGAGCGAGUGCUGCUGCACCAGCAUCGACAGCAGCACCGGGUCCGUCGUUGGGAGGCGCAACAUCACAGGCGCAGCCCGCGUCUUCAGGUUUCGGGGGUCUCUUCUCCAAACCCGCGGGCCAGCAAGCACCGCAAUCAACUUCGACAACAAACCCGUUGCUGAACACACAGCAAUCAGCUGGCUCGGGACAACCUUCACUCUUUGGUACCUCGCAGGCCGCGCCACAAACCGGGGGGCCUCUGUCACAGUCAAACGCCGGUACUGGUCGUUCAGCUCACUUUGAUCACCUGCUCGAACGCGGUCGCAAACGCAAUGCCGGAGAAAACGGGCUGUCCAGCUUCGACGAAUUGCCAGCUCUUCAGCUAGGCUUGGGCGACAUAGCUCGAAAGGUUCGCAACUUAGGCACUGGCGGUCCUUCGGCCGAUCAGGCGCAGGAUCGUGCUGCACAUUAUUUGCUCUCCGCAUCCGGUGUGAAGACGGGUACCACCCUUCGCGAUCUCAACCAAUUCUCUACGCAAGCUGGAUUCAACGCUACCGGAGCUGCAACAAGUUUUCUGGAUACCGAUGUCGACAGCUAUCUCUCCAAUCUUCAUUCGCAGUCGACUUUGGCAUUGAUACAGGAGGGGCUAGAACAAUCGAAACGAGACUUUGACACUUUCUUGGAAGACAACGUACAGAUCGAAUGGGACAAACAGCGCCAGAAGAUCUACGAGCAUUUUGGUCUAGGCCGGCAAAGUGAGGAGAUGGCCGCAUCACAGAGUACGUUUGGUGCCAGUACCGCUCGUGGUGCGUUUGGCAGAUCCGCGCGUAAAGGCAAAUCAAUGGGUUCCAAGGGAGCUUCUGUCAACGGUGCAUCAUUUGCUGCAUCCCAUGGUCCACCACCAGUCAUUGGCUCGGUCAUGUCGCCUUAUGGACAGAGAAAUGGCCACAGCGAGUCCCAAGACAAAUCGACAUUCGCUGGGCAAAACGGCCCCAGUGAUCGCCACACUCGGGACAAACAAGAGCGGUUUAUGGAAACCAUCAAAAGGUUGAACGAAACAAGGCUGAGAGAGACACAUUUCCCUAUUCUCCACGAGUUUGCUCAAGUAGAGAAAGCAGCUCAUGGAGAGAACUCGGACUGGUUCGUUGAUGCUUAUCAAGCGCUGGCCUCUAUCACUGGCGAGAAUAUGGAGUCAUUAGACAAUUCAGGAUAUGGACAACCGAAGGAGCGUAGCUUUCAAACUGAUUACUUGGAUGAGCAACCCAACUCGGUUCGUAGCGUUAACAACCGUAAACGGAUUCUCGACGGGUCGCGGAAGUAUUUGGAGAAGAAAUUCAUGGCUAGCGUCAAUGAAGUUCUGGAGAAAAACGCCCAGGAAGCAAGACCCGGCGGUGCGCCCUCCAACGUCAACAAAAUCAAGGGUUUUGUCCGAGCCAAGGUUGCUCAUAAAGAGCUGGGGGUUGACAUUGACUAUUUGAAUACCAUUGGAGAAUACGGUCCAAAUGGGGAAACAACGACAGUUGAAUUUCCCUGGGUCACUGUGUUCUACCUUCUCCGAGCCGGUUUAGUGCAAGACGUGGUUGAAUACGGGCAAGAGAAGAAGAGUUUCUUCAAUAAUACGGACAGAAAUUUUCUUCCUGCGGUCACCUACUAUGCAAACGAUCCGGAUCGAAGGCUCAGCCCAGAAUUGCAGCAGAGAAUCGGCAACGCGCACGCGCAACGUGUGCGCAUAGGACCUACAAACGAUCCUUUCCGUCUCGCGUGUUACAAAAUCCUCGGUCGUUGCGAGUUGAGUAGCAGAAAUUUGAGCCACAUCAAGGAAAAUAUGGAAGACUGGAUUUGGCUCCAGUUCAACCUGGCACGUGAAGGGAACCGUGCCGAAGAGAACGCAGGGGAGAUUUUCGGCUUAGAUGAGAUCCGCUCUACUACCACAGGAAUUGGUCAACGUCAUUUCAUGAACGAUGACACUGAGUCUGGCAGCGGCUACGGGGUUUACUUUUACCUGGCCACGCUUGCAGGCAUGUUUGAACAAGCUGUCAACUUCCUCUACAAACACAACUACAUCUCGGCUGUCCACUUCUCAAUCGCCCUCGAUUACUAUGGUUUCUUGCGGGUGUCUGAUUGGCGUACCGCUGGUGCGGAGAUACUCACCUACACGACCAAGCAACUGCCUCAGCUCAAUUUCGGCAGGGUAGUCGGAUAUUACACAGGCGACUUCCGUGCAGCUAGACCCGACGCCGCCGCUGAGUAUCUCGUGUUGAUUUGCUUGAAUGCAGACCUUCCCGGGGAUGCUGGUAAACAACAGGCAGAGCUUUGCCAUGAAGCACUCCGCGAACUAGUCUUGGAGACUAGGGAAUUUUCGACGCUCCUGGGCGAUGUCAGGUCCAACGGACAGUCCACCCCCGGUCUCAUCCAAGAACGAGCACCUUUGAUCAAGCUGACUGGAGAGGAUGCCCUCAUCAACCAAAUCAUUCGCGAAGCAGCCAAGGUGGCAGAUGACAAUGGCCGUGUAAAUGAUGCCGUCUUGUUGAACCAUCUCGCGGGCGAGUAUGACAGUGUGAUGUCUAUUCUCAACCAUGCGCUAUCAGAAGCUCUUUCCGUCGAGCUCGGCCAAGAGCCUCUACGUCUAGAGCCCUUGAGGCCGCGUGUAGCAACUGUCGAACAACGGGCACCUGAGCUAUCCUCCUCAAGCCUCAGUAUGCUUGCUACAGACGAUCCGGUAGAUCUCGCGGAGAAGGUCAUUACCCUCUACAACGCCCAGCAGACAUGGUGGAGGAAAAUCCAGAGAGAUAACCGCGAUACUGCCGGUGUCCUAUUCCAGCUGAACAAGAUCAAGAAGAUCAUCGAAGCUGGGCGAUACAUGGAAGCCCUUGAUCAAAUUGAGAACAUCGGCCUCCUGCCAUUGCAGGCGCGCGGCAAUCUGUCCGAUAUUCGCUCAUCUGCCAACAACUUCUCGCAAUACCGACCUGAAAUCGCUCGCAAUAUCGGCAAUGUGUUGCUUUGGUGCAUCGGUUGCUGUUCUCGACAUCGCGAAGUAUUGCUUAGUGGGACAUAUGAAGAUCCUACGAGGAGAAAUCUAGCAGACCAGCUAUUGCAAAAGGCCAAGGACUUGAUGGUGUUUGCCGGGCUGAUCCGGUACAAACUGCCUCCUAGGGUAUUUGAGACAUUGGCCAGAGAGGGAGGUAGCGUGGGAGCGUAUUGA
Periconia digitata is the source of this 3626-nucleotide messenger RNA. Lineage: Eukaryota; Fungi; Ascomycota; Dothideomycetes; Pleosporales; Periconiaceae. The record is from the annotation of a GenBank genome assembly.